CGAACCUGAGGUUCGGAUUCCGAGCCUCGCUUCUAUAAAUUGCUUGACGUUGUUAAUGGCUAAGGAUUACUUUACCUUUUUAUACACGUGAAUUUGGAAUCAUUCGAUCGCCUGAAGGAGAGAUUUUAAUCUGUUCGGGAACUGAGUUUUGGUGAUUUUGAUUUCGAUUUUGACAGCAAUCGAUUAUGGCUCUUGUAUCUGGAGUUAGGUCAACUCUGAAUCCAAACGCUCCGCUUUUCAUUCCGGCGUCGGUGAGACAGGUGGAGGAUUUCUCGCCGGAGUGGUGGGAGCUGGUGACGACGGCGACCUGGUUUCGAGAUUACUGGCUGAGCCAACACCAAGGAGGAGAUAUUUUUGAUGAGUAUGGCUUCUGUGAACACAACGAUGUCGGAAUGUUGCCGGAUAGCAUUGAUCUUGAUGUUGAUGAGGAUAUCUUGAAUAUGGAGGCACAGUUUGAGGAGUUUCUUCAGUCAUCUGAAGCUGAUAUCCGAAGCAAAUCGAUCGAAAAUGGAUGGGGCAAGAAUGUUGAUGUUGUAGUGAAGAGUUUGAGCGCGAGGAGUCCGAAGUCGCCGAGGGAUGCGAUAAAGUAUUGGGAGAAGCCGGCAAAGCAUGUGAGUCUGAAACACCACAGCCCUCGAUUCAUUCAGCAGCCGCGUUAGAAGUUGUCCGGAGAAAUCGCUAUGUCUUUUCUUUCCUGUAAGUUGUCUGUAAGUAGAUGUGUUCAUAGUCUUGAUAUGUGGUGGUUCUUGUUCUUCUUUAGAUUCAUGCCUAAAAUUUAUGUUGUCAGAAAAAAGAAAAUUGAUGUAUAAAAGAAAAGUUGUAGAACUUUGUUGAGAAAUUAUGGCCAAAAAAAAAGAGUUUCUAGUUCA
Molecule: messenger RNA, 869 nt
Organism: Andrographis paniculata
Lineage: Eukaryota; Viridiplantae; Streptophyta; Magnoliopsida; Lamiales; Acanthaceae
Product: protein EARLY RESPONSIVE TO DEHYDRATION 15-like
Exons: 3
Coding region: 186-659 (157 amino acids)
Source: RefSeq, a predicted model, not a curated record